AAAAAAGUGGCUGAUAAAAAAAAAAUUGCAGUGAAAAAGGAGAUUAAAGUUUUAAGAAUCUAAUUCAAAAGGCCUAAAUUUAUUUACACCAAAAAGAAAAACCCUCAUUCUCAGUUGCAGACUCUCACUUUCUUCUUCUUCGUUCAUUCAAAAAAGGCAAAAAUGGGAAGAGGAAAAUUCAAGGGCAAGCCCACUGGCCACCGCCAUUUUUCUACUCCCGAAGAGCUUCGUGCUGGUACCUCUGCUCGUCCCCGUACUUUUAGGAAGGAAGAAGCUGAAGUGGAGGAAGAAGAAGAACAGUCUGAAGAGGAAGUACAAGAAGAGCCUGAGAAACGAAAAGGGACUCAAGGGCUUAUCGAGAUUGAGAACCCAAAUUUGGUUAAACAAAAGAAUGUCAAAGCUAAAGAUGCUGAUAUGGGAACAACAACUGAACUAUCAAGGCGUGAAAGAGAGGAGAUAGAAAAGCAAAAAGCACAUGAACGCUAUAUGAAGCUGCAGGAACAAGGGAAAACCGAACAAGCAAGAAAAGAUUUAGAGCGCUUAGCCCUGAUAAGGCAACAAAGGGCAGAGGCUGCUAAGAAGAGAGAAGAAGAGAAGGCUGCAAGAGAACUGAAGAAAGUUGAAGCUCGCAAAUAACCAGGUUGAUAAAUCAUUAUGAUCAAAUUACCAUAAGUUUUUCUCUAUCAUUUAUAUUUGACUUUUACAUUUUGUAUACUGAAGCUUUUAUCCCAUUAAAAAGGGUUUUGAAACUGAUAGAUGCUAUCCAUCUUCCAAACUUAAUUGUACUUUAUAUCUGCUUUUGGAUAAUCUCUUCUGUGCCAUCUGUUGACGUAUCUUAUCGAUGACACUCUGUUGCACUAAUACUAAAGCAUGCUAAACAUGUAAACCAAGAGCAUAGAUUUGGCUUGCAAGGGAUAUCUUCUGCUAAGUGAGCAGGGUUCAUGGACUAGAACAGAUCUUGCUGAUCACCUGAUUUUGCUAUGCUAAAACAUCUAGACUACUGUU
Molecule: messenger RNA, 1005 nt
Organism: Durio zibethinus
Lineage: Eukaryota; Viridiplantae; Streptophyta; Magnoliopsida; Malvales; Malvaceae
Source: RefSeq, a predicted model, not a curated record